Acomys russatus (golden spiny mouse) is the source of this 411-nucleotide messenger RNA. Its product is annotated as calmodulin-alpha-like. The record is from RefSeq and is a predicted model, not a curated record. Gene Ontology annotation, molecular function: calcium ion binding. The coding region runs from base 1 to 411 and encodes 136 amino acids. The transcript has 2 exons. NCBI's taxonomy places the organism in Eukaryota, Metazoa, Chordata, Mammalia, Rodentia, Muridae.
AUGGCUAACCAACUGACUGGAGAGCAGAUUGCAGAAUUCAGAGAAGCCUUUUCACUAUUUGACAAGGAUGGCCAUGGGACUAUAACAACAAAGGAACUGGGGACUCUGAUGAAGUCUCUUGGGCAGAACCCCACAGAAGCAGAGCUACAAGACAUAAUUAAUGACGUAGAUGCAGAUGGUAAUGGCACAAUUGACUUCUCUGAAUUUCUUACAGGGAUGGCAAGAAAAAUGAAAGACAGUGAAGAAGAAAUUAGAGAAGCAUUCCACAUGUUUGAUAGGGUUGGUGAUAGCUACAUUAGUGCAGCAGAGCUUCUGCAUGUGGUGGCAAACCUUGGGGAGAAGUUAACAGAUGGACAGGUCGAUGAUCAGGAAAGCAGCCACAAAUUUCGGAAAUUCCUUGGAAUUGAUUAA